AUGGGGCCAUGCCGCUAUUGUGCGCCUGCUUCUCAAACACAGCAGGGUGGAUGUGAAUUCCAAGACCACUAUGGAAACACGCCACUGGCACUCGCCGCUGAGGAAGGGUACGAACCCGUGGUAAACGCCCUACUAAAGCGAGAAGAAGUCCAAGCCGACUCGAGAAAUGCCUUCAAUGCCACACCGUUAGCGUUGGCAGCUGAACGAGGACAUCAAAGAGUGGUGGUCUGCCUGCUCCAGCGCCAUGACGUGGAGGCCGACUCGAUUGACAAGGAGGGCUGUACACCUCUCUCGCGGGCCGCGGCGAUGGGAUUUGAGAACAUAGUCCGCAUACUUCUCGGCCAAUCAGGCGUGGAAAUCAAUUCGAAGGACAAAGACGGAUAUACGCCUCCGGCAUGGGCGGCGCGAAGAGGCCAGAGCGCGGUUGUCCAAGUGCUGGUCGAACAAGAUGAAUUGGAUAUAGAUUCGAGAGAUGAUGAUGGAUAUACAGCUGUUAUGCUAGCAAUGGAUGAAGGGCACGGGGAAGUCGUACAAAUGCUCACUCAAUCAGUCGAGGCUGGAUGA
Penicillium brevicompactum is the source of this 564-nucleotide messenger RNA. Its product is annotated as ankyrin repeat domain-containing protein. The transcript has a single exon. Gene Ontology annotation, molecular function: protein binding. Bases 1 to 564 code for a protein of 187 amino acids. Gene Ontology annotation, cellular component: nucleus; cytoplasm. NCBI's taxonomy places the organism in Eukaryota, Fungi, Ascomycota, Eurotiomycetes, Eurotiales, Aspergillaceae. The record is from RefSeq and is a predicted model, not a curated record.